AUGAGUGAGAGACUGAGACGCUUCUCUUCUUCACCAUCACCUCCUACACACACACUAUCUUCUUCUUCUUCUUCUUCUGCGAGUCAACCCUCAAAUUCUUCACCCAUUGAUCACUCUUACAUCGCUCGCAUACUUUCCAGAACCGAUUGGGCUUUGUUGCUCAAACACGAAUUCUCCAAAAACAAGGUAUCUUUGCUCAACCCUCGUUUUGUUGUAAGCAUUUUUCAAAACAAAUAUAAUCCUUUACACUCCAUACGGUUCUACACGUGGGUUUCUGCUGCAAACCCCUCUUUGGCAAAUAAUCAAACACUUCAUAGGGUAUUAGGGAACACUCUUUAUAGGACUGGCCCUGUUGUUUUGUCUGCUGAUUUGAUUAAGGAUGUUUCUGAUUCCGGUUUUCGGGUGUCCGAGGAAUUGUUGUGUGUCUUGUUUUGGAGUUGGGAUAGGCUUGGUUUGGCCAUAUAUUGUGGUGAUGUUUUUGGGCAAAUUUCAUUCUUGGGGAUUAGCCCUAGAACUAUGUUGUAUAAUGCACUAAUUGAUGCAUUGGUGAAGUCGAAUUCGAUUUAUCAGGCUUAUUUGAGGUUCCAGCAGAUGUUGGCGGAUAAUUGCACCCCGGAUCGGAUCACCUACAAUAUCCUCAUUCAUGGUGUAUGCCAGAAGGGGGUGGUGGACGAGGCGCUUUGA
Arachis duranensis is the source of this 684-nucleotide messenger RNA. Its product is annotated as putative pentatricopeptide repeat-containing protein At3g16890, mitochondrial. The transcript has a single exon. Bases 1 to 684 code for a protein of 227 amino acids. Gene Ontology annotation, molecular function: protein binding. NCBI's taxonomy places the organism in Eukaryota, Viridiplantae, Streptophyta, Magnoliopsida, Fabales, Fabaceae. The record is from RefSeq and is a predicted model, not a curated record.